CCCAGAAGAGACUGCUCCUAGGAAAGCAGACACCAACAUGGGCGUUCAUAAGUGUAAAUCCCAGGGAUGCAUCUGCUGCGACUAUAUCUGGAAGGGCUCUGAUAAAUUUCAGAGCGUAGCUACAGGAAAACAAUAUAAAAUCACACAAUCCCUGACUUGUAAGACACCAAAUGUCAUCUAUAUCAUUCAGUGUAAAGAAUGCAAGGUGCAAUAUGUUGGGAAGACCUCAACCACACUGCAAAGAAGAUUCAAAGACCACAGAAGUUCCAUCAGACAUCGUAAACAUCGGCCAAUCUCUGAUCAUUUCAACAACAAUGGCCAUUGUCUUGAUGAUUUGAUUAUCUAUCCAAUUGAACGCGUCAGUGGUUCCAAAGCAUUAACUGACAGGGAACGGCACUGGAUCAGAGAGCUUGACACAGUUGAAAAUGGACUAAAUCUGGAGCCUUAUGAAUGUGCUCCUCAGAAAGGUAAAAGAAAGCUCCAUGGGAAUGAAGAUGUGAAAUCAAAGAAGAGGAAGAUGAAAAAUAACAGACAGUCUGUGUUUUCAUAUGAGACAGAAGAACUUCUCUCAACCCGUGAAGAUGCAUUCCAGGUUGGAAAAGAUGCCAUAUCUCAGGUUUACGACAAACUCAAAGGGGUUUCCUGCAGAGAAAACUCAUUUCUGGAAGAUUUAAAAGAGAAGAUCUCAAGUCUAAAAGAUUAUAACCACAAAGAGAAAAUUUACAUUGGAUUCUUUGGGAAGACGGGAGCAGGAAAGAGCUCAUUGAUCAACGCAAUUGUCGAAGAAAGCCAACUUCUACCUUCAGGAAGCAUGCGUGCCUGCACUUCCGUUUUUGUGCUUGUACAAGCUAAUACUGAAUCCAGCAAAUACAAAGCUGAUAUUGAAUUCAUCAGUGCAGAGGACUGGAAAUCAGAACUACAUUUCCUGCAAGACUCACUCAAAAAAAAAAACAUGCCAGCAAAAGAUUGUGAAAUUGCAAACAUGGCAAGAGAAAAGAUUACAGCCAUUUAUGGAGAAGAGGGACUGAAGAAAGAUUGCACUGAAUUGGUGGGAGCCAGCGAGGUUCUUGAGAUUCUAAGCACAGGCAGGAAGACUCUGACUUUUGACACUGCCAAAGAACUGUCUAAAAGCAUUGGAUGCUACAUUCGGAGUGACAAAAAAUCAGUCAAAAAAUCAGUCAGAGAAUCAGACAAAAAAUCAGACAAAAAAUCAGAUACAAAUGAAGGGAAGCAGUUCUGGCCACUGGUGAAGCAAGUCAUCAUCUCCUUGCCGAAGUCUCCAGCUCUGCUGGAGGGGAUUGUGCUGGUGGACCUGCCUGGAGCUGGAGACGUUAGUAAAUACAGAAGUGACAUGUGGAAAGAGUGUCUCAGCCAGUGCUCCUCUGUCUGGAUUGUCAGUGAGAUGAAACGUGCCCUGUCUGAGAAAGUAGCCGAUGAGAUCUUUGAUACAUCAUUGAGAACCAUUGCUGGAGGGGGAGAGUGUCACAAUAUCACCUUCAUCUGCACCCAUACAGAUGUCAUCGACCCAGAGAACUUCAGAGAAAAUCAUGAUAUCACAGAUGAGGACCUUAACAUUAACAAGGAUACCCUGGAAUAUAAGAAGAAAGAAAAACAAGCGUGUAUACUGUACCGUAAUGACCAAUUUAAAGAAGAAAUCAGAGAACUCUUCAAAGAUAAAACAAAGAAAUUUCUGCUUGGUGAUGAAGACCAUUCAAAUGAGGUCUUUGAUGUGUACACUGUGAGUUCUGAAGAAUUCAAGAAAAUUGCACAAGGGAACUCACCUGUUCUGGAUCGCAAUGAAACUGAAUUGCCAGCGCUGAUGGAGCACAUUAAGAAACUGUACGUCUCCCAUUUUGAGAAGAAAGUGAAAGAUUAUGUAUCUGAGGUUUCUGGAGUCAUUUCAUAUCUUCACUUUUCAAAGGAUGCUCUCAGUUCAAAGAACCAGUCUUCAAAUUCCCAGGAGUUCAGCCGACUUGAAAAGGAUCUGGAUAAUAUGUGCAGAAGAUUGAAUUCAACUCUGAGCAAAGUUCACACAACGCUCCAGGAAAAACUGGAAAUGGGAGCAAAGAGAGCAGAGAUAACAUGCGUGGAAAAGGCCACAGCCAGUGUGCUGGAACCAGAAUGGUGUGAUAACAGAGGCCACCACAUGACACUCAAAGCCUUGUGUAGAAAUGAUGGAUAUUACCAAUCUCGAGUGUUAGUUGAUCUGAACUACACUCUGUCAGAACCCAUGUACAAAAAGAUGAAUGAAAACAACCUAUUUCUGACAACAUUUGGCCCUGGACCUACAAGAGCCUCAAUCAAAGGGACAUUUGAAAGUUUCGAGAAGAACUUCAUCACAAAUGACCUUCUGACGGAACAAAAGAAAAAAAAAAAAGAAGAGAAAUACCUGCGUCUGGUGUACAUUAGAACAGAGCAAAGAAAAGUGCACAGGAAUCUGGAGAAGGAAAUCCUACAGAGAAAGAAGCUGAUCUACAAUUCCCUCAGUGAUUCAAUCCGUGACACCAUGAAGCAAACAUAUCAAGAAUGCUCUGACAUCAAAGGAAAAAAAUGUUUAAGAAAGAUUCAAGGGAAACUUAAAAGUGCAAUUGAGGAUUUCAAAAAGACCAUGUUCCACAAUUCCAAGACGAAGAUGCUGAAAGAGUUCAGUGAUCUGCAGAAAUUCCUUGUGGAUCAAAUUAAGACACAGAUGACAAACGCCUUGACGCUGGGUUUAAACCAGAUCCCUGAGGACCUGACUGGCUUCCCAGACGUUUCAGAAGAGACUGAGAUGAUGGAGCGAUGCUGUGAGUCUUUGGACCUCCAGGUGUUUUAAGAACCGAAAGAGGAUGAUGGAUCCAGAAGCACCAGAAUUAUCGAACUGAUUUGAGAUCACCGUGGCAACCUGUCUGUGGGUGCUGUCAAAUAUGCAUUCUAUUGAUAACCAUUUUUCUUAUUAUUUCACUGACUAUGUAAUUCUUAAUACUUACUGCUUAACUGCACAACAAGGCCACAGAUUAACAUCUAUGAGUUUUGGUGGAAAGGUGGUCUCAAAUACACUUGCAGCAUCAAUGUUGGCUUUGAAUAACUAGUCAACUUAUCAGUUCAGUAAAGGGAUAAUGUAUGUUAAACUGUGUGAUACUAUACUUCUGCUGUCACUCUUUUUAGAAUCUUUAAACAGAAAACUAUUGUUUCAUACUUUUUUUGUUAUUGGCUUGAUGAAAAAAUUGAAAAAUUUAUAAUUUGUUUAGUUUGGUGGAUUACAAUAUAGGCUAAUCAUCAUAUGUCAGGGUGUGAUGACUUGUGUGGGAUUUAUAGUGGGAACUCAGGGUGAUAGGAAUACAGCACUCAUAUCAUGUUUGUUCACUUCUUCAAUUCAGUUAUUUUAUGCAACAUAUAAUCAUAUCAAUUAUCAUCCUUAAAGUAGAAUGU
Messenger RNA from Conger conger (European conger), 3411 nucleotides. Its product is annotated as nuclear GTPase SLIP-GC-like. The coding region runs from base 38 to 2815 and encodes 925 amino acids. Gene Ontology annotation, molecular function: GTPase activity. The transcript has 18 exons. NCBI's taxonomy places the organism in Eukaryota, Metazoa, Chordata, Actinopteri, Anguilliformes, Congridae. The record is from RefSeq and is a predicted model, not a curated record.